Phymastichus coffea is the source of this 1730-nucleotide messenger RNA. RefSeq lists its product as uncharacterized. The transcript is spliced from 2 exons. The coding region runs from base 135 to 1328 and encodes 397 amino acids. The record is from RefSeq and is a predicted model, not a curated record. NCBI's taxonomy places the organism in Eukaryota, Metazoa, Arthropoda, Insecta, Hymenoptera, Eulophidae.
ACGUAAGUGUCGAUUCUCUAACUCGAUUUGGCUUACGGGAGUUUGUAUCGUUCAGUCACUGUAGCUUUAUGCAUUUUUUCCUUCAAUAAACAUUAUUUCAAGAGUUUUUUUUUCAAGAGAACUUUUUUAAAACUAUGUUUCUGAAAGUUAUUGUCAUUUAUUUAGCAUUAUUGUGCACAUAUGUGCUAGGAACAUCGGAGUCUUUGCAGUUUGUUGAGAAACUAAAUGAGCGUACGACUAAUUCAUCAACAUUUUGGUUUUUAUACCGUUUAUAUACAGUGAAAAAGAAUGACAGCCAUAUUGAGAUCAGUAAGACGAACGAGAAUUAUGAAAAGGCCGAAAUUCAGUGUACUGCAAAAUUAUAUCCUGUUAAAGACCAAAUAGCCGGGCGAAUAAGAGUUGUACCCGGAGUUUACACGUUGCUCGUGUAUGGCGUUGUAGACACUAAAGUUGUGGAUCAAACGCGAAAAACUUAUUAUAAGGCAUUGGUCAUCGAUCACAUUAAUUGCACCUACAACACUAUCUCGUUGCCUUUGCAAGAGGUGCCGGUAGAUUACCAAAUUUUGCCGCCAUUGGUACAAAACAACCUCUACGACUUCGAUUUUUUCUAUCCUAAUAAGGAGUGCUCUCCAUGUCAAAUAUUCGAAAAUGCUGGUUAUAUCAUGCCGAAACAUCAGCUUAAACUUGAUACCGAAAAACCGUCCAAAGCCAUGCUAUUGAAAAAAGCUCGAUGGCCAAAAAAAAGUCCCUACGGUUAUUUCUAUGCUUACAAUUUUGCUAACAAAACAGCUGUUAUUAGAUUUUUAUCCAAAGAAUAUGAAAUAAUCAAGGAAAAGUUUGUUGGUCAUCCGAUCGAUGCUGCCGAUGCUUCUUAUUCACCUACAGACGACAGAACUUACAUUGUCUUCUGCUACGGAAACGGGACUCAGGAAGUCUACUGCAGCCAGUACGACGAUGACCUGAUGAUUCGCUUGGCUUAUGCCAUUCCUCUAGAUGCUGAAACAUAUAUUUCAGGAGUGACUGUCAAGGUCGAUAAGCGAGGUCACUCGAUGAUUGCAUUAGUGCGGUCGCCACUCAAGCAAAGAGAUAAAACACAUCGAGUGAGCUCUUUCAUCUAUGAUAGCGAGGCUAAACUUAGAGCCGGUUCGUAUGUUGCUGAGUUGGACUGCGAGUAUCGACAUUUUGAUUUGGCUAGCUGGUUCUAUGAUUAUGGGCGCAGACAAGAGUACUGCAUUCACAUCGCUGGAAGAAAAACUAUUGAAAGCACGGAUGCUCAUGAUAUCGUCAAAUGCCUUUUUUGGAACGAAGUGCAUGAAAUUCUGUAUUGACGUAACUUUCAUAACUAAAUUUGAUGUUUGUGCUAUAUCACAAAAUAAUUGUCAAUUUGAAAACAAUUCUGAGAUAUUGUAAUUUUUUUGUUAAUCAAAACUAACGCUUUGGUGAAAUAAAUCCGUGGAGCUCAUUAUGGAAAUCGCGUUCGCCAUUUACAUAUUAACUCUUUCAAAUAGAGUGGCAAUUUUAUCCAUUUUAUAUUUAUAACUACUUUGUAUUAUACUAUGACUGUGAAGUAAGUUUAUCAUAUACGAGCAAUCCCAUGAGAAAAAUGUCUUAAUCAGAGUAAGUUUCUCCGACCAUUAAUUAACUAGCGUUUCCAUCAAAUGUUCACAGAUUUGUGACGUUGAUUUAGAAUAGAUAAAGAAUAGUUAGUGAUUUGGACGAUAAAAUGUAAA